AGCUGGUCACAUGACCAGGAUAUUGGACGCGAUGUGAUCCUGUACCAUAUUUUUUUAGACUCCAUAUUUUAAUUUCAAUGUUUCCGCUACGAACCUCUACUGUUCAUAAUGCUGAUAACGACAAGUAGACAAACUACCAUAUUUUGCUUUGUGAGAUUUUUUCCAAUUUCAUCUUUACCAAUCCUACUUUAAAUUUCCUGCAAGAAACAAAUCAAAACGUAUAAAACCUCUUCCUAUAAAUUCCCAUAGUGUGUGGUGAAAGGGCCACCGAGUAUAGGCUUGCAAUCAAAGAGAGAGAGAGAAAACUGUAAGAUUUGAUCUUUCUAGGUUAUAUAUCUUAAUCUUAGCUGAGAAUAGUAUACGUACAAAUACGAGUACAAGUACGAGUUUUAGUAUACGUACAAAUUAUUACACGAAAUUUGGCGUGUUUGUGAAUAAUGUAAAAGUGUUGUUUAAUAUUUUAUUAAUCUAUUAACUAACAGAAGAUCUAUUAACUAAUAGAAGAGAGUCAAGCACCAUCAAGCACCAUCAAGUGAUUAGUACAGCCAUGUCCUUGACAAAUUUGUUACCUGCACCCACCCAAGUGGUAUGGGAUAGAGAGGAUGAGGCACGUGAACAGAAAUUGCGCCAGCGACCUGUUUCAGCUCUGGUCAAAGCUGUUGUCACCGCUCCACCUUAUGGACAACGACGAGGAUGGGUGCCACGCAACCCAGAAGACUUUGGAGAUGGAGGAGCUUUUCCCGAGAUUCAUGUUGCACAGUAUCCACUUGGAAUGGGGAUGAAAGGCAAAGAAACAACAAGCAAUGCCUUAGCAGUGCAACUUGAUGCUCAAGGAAAAGUCAAGUAUGAUCUGAUAGCAAGACAAGGCCAUGGUAAAGAUAAGAUUGUGUAUAGCAAAUUAAGCGACUUAUUGCCAUCGGAAAUUACAAACGAGGAGGAUCCUACUUUGCAACGGCCAACCGACGACGAAAUCGAUGAUCUCACGGACAAGACGAAGAAGGCUUUAGAGAAGAUAACGAGAUCAAAAAUCGCGGCCGCCAUGCCCGUGAGAUGCGCCGAGAAACAAGCUCCGGCUCAGUACAUUCGCUAUACACCAUCGCAGCAAGGACAAUCAUUCAACUCGGGUGCAAAGCAACGAGUAAUCAGAAUGGUGGAAGCGCAAGUGGACCCUUUGGAGCCACCGAAGUUUAAGAUUAACAAAAAGAUUCCAAGAGGACCUCCGUCCCCUCCAGCGCCCGUCAUACAUUCUCCUACCAGGAAAGUGACAGUGAAGGAACAGAAAGAAUGGAAAAUUCCACCGUGCAUAAGUAAUUGGAAAAAUGCAAAAGGUUAUACAAUUCCAUUGGACAAGCGUCUGGCUGCAGACGGCCGUGGCUUGCAACAAGUUCAUAUCAACGAGAACUUCGCAAAGCUAGCAGAAGCUCUGUAUAUUGCGGACAGGAAAGCCCGCGAAGCUGUAGAGAUGCGAGCACAGUUAGAGAAGAAACUGGCUCAGAAGGAGAAAGAGAAGAAGGAGGACCAUUUGAGACAACUCGCGCAAAAAGCUAGAGAAGAACGUGCUGGCUUGAAAACCGCUACAGCGUUAGGUUUGUGUAAUUACUAUAGACAAGAUGAAAGAGAAAAAAAAGGCUUCAGAAAACUAGAUCGAAGCGACGAGAAGUAUGUUCCCCGAAGACUUACUGAGCUAUUUUUUACAGAUAAAAGCGAGGAGUCACGCGAGAGAGAUCAACUCAGACAAGAACGACAUAAAGAUCGCGCCCGUGAACGCAAUCUUGCACGCGCCGCACCUGACAAACGAUCUCGUCUGCAACGUGAGCGUGAACGCGACAUUAGUGAACAGAUCGCACUUGGCUUGCCCGCGAAGAGCAUUCCGAAUACUGGAGAAGCACAGUUCGAUCAACGUCUUUUCAACACUAGCAAAGGCAUGGAUAGCGGUUACGGUCACGAUGACGAAUACAACGUGUACGACAAACCAUGGAAAGACAGCAAUUCCAUCGCUUCGCAUAUUUAUCGUCCUAGCAAGAAUAUCGAUAAAGACACUUACGGCGAUGAUCUUGAGAAACUGGUUAAGACAAACAGAUUUGUUCCGGACAAGGAAUUCAGCGGAACUGAUCGAUCGGCCACGCGUUCCGGACCAGUGCAGUUCGAGAAAGAUGAGGAGGAUCCGUUCGGUUUGGAUCAGUUCUUGAAACAGGCCAAACGCGCCAGCAGCUCGACUACGACAACAACGAAGCGAAGUAGAGACGAUCGCGACAAGAGGGAAGAUCGCGAAAAGCGAAGAAAGCAUUAGACAUUCGACAAAUAUACUAUGCAUAAUCACAGAUACAGUUGAUACUUUAUCAUGGAUUUAUAUAUAUUAUGAAUAAAAAUAAUUUUAUAACAAAA
Odontomachus brunneus is the source of this 2385-nucleotide messenger RNA. It is a transcript of the gene Bx42, whose product is annotated as puff-specific protein Bx42. The record is from RefSeq and is a predicted model, not a curated record. Gene Ontology annotation, biological process: mRNA splicing, via spliceosome. NCBI's taxonomy places the organism in Eukaryota, Metazoa, Arthropoda, Insecta, Hymenoptera, Formicidae. Bases 548 to 2290 code for a protein of 580 amino acids. The transcript is spliced from 7 exons. Gene Ontology annotation, cellular component: spliceosomal complex.